AUGGGAAAAGUUCACGGAUCUCUUGCCCGCGCUGGUAAAGUCAAGUCGCAGACCCCCAAGGUCGAUAAGCAGGAGAAGAAAAAGACCCCCAAGGGUCGUGCCAAGAAGCGCAUUCUCUAUAACAGGCGCUUCGUGAACGUCACCACACUGCCUGGCGGCAAGAGAAAGAUGAACCCCAACCCCGAGAAGUAA
Molecule: messenger RNA, 192 nt
Organism: Psilocybe cubensis
Lineage: Eukaryota; Fungi; Basidiomycota; Agaricomycetes; Agaricales; Agrocybaceae
Exons: 4
Coding region: 1-192 (63 amino acids)
Biological process (GO): translation
Cellular component (GO): ribosome; cytosolic small ribosomal subunit
Molecular function (GO): structural constituent of ribosome
Source: RefSeq, a predicted model, not a curated record